Molecule: messenger RNA, 1206 nt
Organism: Plasmodium cynomolgi strain B
Lineage: Eukaryota; Apicomplexa; Aconoidasida; Haemosporida; Plasmodiidae
Product: histone deacetylase
Exons: 1
Molecular function (GO): histone deacetylase activity
Source: RefSeq, a predicted model, not a curated record
GGUGUUCACCCAAAAGGGGAUCCCCUAUGAGGGGGAGGUCCUACUUGGAAGGAAAUAAACGCCCCACAAUUAGGAUAACACGAAAGAGGAUGCACAAAAAGAAGUUAUCUCAAAGCAGUAUCGAUUUACUAAUUGACAAAUUUUUAUUCAAGUUUGAUAAAAACCAUCACCAAUCGGAGGAGGACCUCCACGUGUGUGCAAAAUUUGCAACAUUGCAGAAUGAACUGAACAGAGCUUCCCGGUUAGCCAUCUUUGGAGGAGAAGGACACUCCAAAGUGGUAACGAACCAGAAGAGGUGGUACUCCUCCCUGUCGAGAAACCCCCCGUAUGUGUUUCACCCGAUUUACUCAAGUGUACCAAUGAAGGAAAAGUAUCAUCGAUUUAAAAUAAAAAAAUAUGAAAAAAUAUUUUCCCGUCUGAUUGAAGGAGGGAUAUACAACUCGGAUUAUUCCAUCCCCUCCUGCAACAUCAGUGAGAUGAUCACCCCUUUGUUCAGCAUUCAUGACGAAGGAUUUAUUGAAGAAAUAUUUUCCAUAGUGAUAAAUAACGAACAAGUGGAAAAGUACGAAUUGACUUUAUACCCUUAUUUGGUGUGCAGAUUUUUAAUUGAAAUUAAUGGCACCAUUUUGAGUUCCCUGUUGGCCAUGAAACAUUUUAUGUGCAUGCACAUAGGGGGGGGAAAUCAUCACUCGAAAAAAAAUCGGGGAGACGGGUUUUGCAUUUUUAACGAUGUUGCGAUAGCAGUUCAUUUUUUAUUGUCCCAUGGAUUGAUUGAUAAGGCCAUCAUUCUCGAUGUGGAUGUUCAUCAAGGGGAUGGGACAGCUGAAAUAUUUCGAAAUUGUGCGAACGUAAAAACGAUCAGUUUGCACUGCAGGGACAAUUUCCCUCCGGUGAAAGCAAACUCGACAAUAGACGUCGAGUUUGAUUCGUUCGCAACGGAUGCUGAUUAUCUGGAAGCAUAUAAAAAGGUUUUGGAUGAUAUAGCAGCCGAACAAAAUUGCAUCAUUUUUUACCUGUCCGGGGUGGACAUCAGUGCGGACGAUGACCUUGGCUUUCUGUCCGUGUCGGACGCGGGCAUUUAUCAACGGGACUUAAUGACUUACCAGAUGGCCCGUCAGAGGGGCAUCCCCGUCGUCACCGUGCUGUCUGGGGGGUACAACGAGUGCGAGGAGGUCCUCGCGGAGAAGCACCUCUUGACCUUUCGGU